Adineta ricciae is the source of this 612-nucleotide messenger RNA. NCBI's taxonomy places the organism in Eukaryota, Metazoa, Rotifera, Eurotatoria, Adinetida, Adinetidae. The record is from the annotation of a GenBank genome assembly.
AUGGAAAAAUCGAAAAUUAAGCAACGCUCUAGUUUAACGAUAACUUCGUCGAACAAGAGUAUUGCCGAUACUAAGAACACCGCGUCUCAAGUGAUUCAUUUCGGUUGCCAACUACAUUCCGGAACUGAAUUAUGGAAUACCUCUUAUUUUCUUUCGAUACUUUUCGAACUUCUCGAUGAAUACAAAGACAAGACAAAUGAAGAAUCCCGUUUGACCGCUUUUAUCCUUUGUCGUCUUGAUGAAAUUCAUUUCAACAGACGAAUUCCUAUCAAACUAAUCAUCGAAAUACUAAAACACUUUACGAACAUCCGAAUGAAAAUUCUUCUUCUACUAGAAUUGUUAAGUAUUUCAGAGCCGAUCGACUGUCCUCGAGCACUUAUGUUACUGUGGCAAUUCUCUGCGUAUGGUUAUCUGACAUUAUUCUACGUUUUGGAUCGACUAAAAUUUUCGAUUACUGAUAAAGACCUCGAAUGGAAAUCAUUAUUAACAAUUUUCGAGCCAUUGGAAAAUAAGAAACAUGCGGCAUAUAUUCUAUUAGACAAAACGAACUUUUACAAACCAAAUCAAGCAACGAUUGUUUUUGGAUCUAAAAAACUUACGCGAUAUUUUUGA